Molecule: messenger RNA, 2220 nt
Organism: Menidia menidia (Atlantic silverside)
Lineage: Eukaryota; Metazoa; Chordata; Actinopteri; Atheriniformes; Atherinopsidae
Source: the annotation of a GenBank genome assembly
ACCAGUUCGGAGCAGAGGAAGCUCCGAUCCCGGGACGCGGCCCGAUGCCGGCGCAGCCAGGAGACGGAGGUGUUCUACGAGCUGGCCCGCACGCUGCCGCUGCCGCGCAGAGUCUGCACACACCUGGACAAAGCCGGCAUCAUGAGGGUGACGCUCAGCUUCCUGCGCAUGCAGCAGCUCCUGGCAGCCGAAGAAAAAGAAGAAGAAGAAGAUGUGAAAAAGGGCAAAGAGGAGGGGGAGGAGGAGGAUGAAGAUCCGAUGGAUGCCUUCUAUCCUCAGGCUCUGGCCGGCUUCAUCAUGGUGAUGACCGAGGAGGGGGACAUGAUCUACCUCACCGAGAACGUCAACAAACACAUCGGCGUCACACAGCUGGAGCUGCUGGGUCAGAGUGUCUACGACUUUGUCCAUCCCUGUGACCAGGAGGAGCUCAGAGACCUGCUGAGUCCACGUCCAGGUCUGAGCCGUAAAUCUCAGGCCGGGCAGGUGAGCGAGAGGAACUUUUUCCUGAGGAUGAAGAGCACUCUGACCAGCAAGGGGCGCACCGUCAACAUAAAGUCUGCCGCCUGGAAGGUGCUGCACUGCACGGGCCACAUCCGCCCGUUCGGCGGCGACCCGGCGUCCAGAGUGAUGACGCUGCUGUGCGAGCCCAUCCCCCACCCGUCCAGCGUGGAGUUCCCCCUGGACACCAGCACCUUCCUGACCCGCCACAGCCUGGACCUGCGCUUCACCCACUGCGAGGGCAGGGUGACGGAGCUAGUGGGCUACAAACCUGACGAUCUGAUUGGCCGCUCGGCGUAUGAGUUCUACCACGCACUCGACUCGGACCACAUCAAGAAGAGCCUGAACACACUGCUGUCCAAGGGUCAGGUCAGCACCAGCCAGUACCGCUUCCUGGCCAACGGCGGCGGCUUCGUGUGGGCCGAGACUCAGGCCACCGUCCUCUACAGCAGCAAGACCUCGCAGCCCGAAGCCAUCGUCUGCCUCAACUUCAUCCUCAGCGCGGUGGAGCAGCCGGACGUGGUUUUCUCGGUGGAGCAGACCCGCAGCGCCCGCUGGCCCAAAGCCGAGCCCCUCUCCCCGGAGAGGGGGGAGGACUCCGGCAUCUCUGACUGCUGCGACCCGGCCCGGCUGUUCCUGAAACUGCAGGAGAACCCGGAGCAGCUCAUCCAGCUGGCCCCCACCGGGGGGGACUCCCUGCUGCUGGAAGGUCCCGUUGAGCUGUCCUUCUCCAGCCCGGCCGGCCCGGACCCGCUGCCGGACCACCCCCAGGACCUGUGCAGCCCCCAGCUCCGCCAGCUGCUGUCCCCCAUCUUCAACAGCAUGGCUCCGGCCGCCCCGCCGGCCCGCCCCCCCGAGCCCCCGCCGCCGACUGCUGGUGAGGAGGAGGCUGCGGACGCGACCGAGGUGGAAAAGUUCUUUGCCAUUUGUCCCGAGGACGCUCAGAAGAGCCAGCAGACCCUGCAGGACAUGGAGGCGGAGGACCUGGACAUGACUCACGACUCAGAAGAGAUUCUGCCCCGGCUGCUGAUUCAGGACAAGAGACCGAAACAGAGUCCUUCCUCAAUCGAGGAGGAACUUCUCCUGACCCACAGGCUGCUGGGCUCUCUGGAGGAAGCCGACCAAUCGGAUCUGCUGCUGGACCCGAGCCCGGGGGUGUGCAGCCAGAUGCUCACCGACAGAGACCCCGUGCUGGGGGGCAUGCAGGGGCUCUGCGACACCACAGCUCUGAUGAGGGACGUGUUUGCUCCCCGCCCGGCUGACCUCUCCCCCCCCCUGUCCCCUCUGACCUGAAGCGGUCCGGCCGCUCCGCGCCGGCCUCCACGCCGCCGACCCGCCCCCCCCAAAGCGCACACACGCCAACAACCACAACCCUGUACGCACAAUAUCUCAGAGCCUCGCCGCUUGUAGCCCAACCGGACCACCCGGAGCGCCGGGUUUCUGUCCCCGGUCUCACUGUGACCGCCGGGAGGCCGCCGCCGCCCGCCGGGGGGGAGACGCAUUUCUCAGUGCAGCUAGAUAAAAAAAAACGCCACCUUUUAACUGUCUAACCAACAAAAUCAGCCUCACUGCCGUUUUGUGCUCACGUUUCCAGAUCUCACCAAAAACCUUUUAGAAACUGCGAAUCUCAGUGGCAGCGUUGAUUCAGUGGCAUGUUUUUCUGACUUUUUAUACACUUGUGCUAAACUUUUUUUUUUUUUUUUUUUUUAAAGAUAUAACAGG